AUGGUCAACUUGAUAUAUUUGAUAAAACGAACAGCUGGUUCUAGAAGUAUUUUUCAAGAUAGUGAUUCAGAAAAACGACGUGAAUAUAUACAUCAUAUUGUUUUGCGUGAUUUAAUACUUGAUCAAAAAUAUUCUUAUCAUUGUAGUAGUGAAGCAUAUGAUUGGUCACCUUUAUUUUGGUUUACAGCUAUCUGGAAUAAUUCCAAUUUUAUUGUUUGCAUAGCUAUUUAUGAUGACAUGGAUAAAGAUAAUGUUCAAUCAAUGGUACAUCUACAAGAAGAAACACAGUCAAGUCAAUUUGAUCGAAGUUUACAUGUUCGUGAUACGACAUAUGAUAUAAAUGAUGAUAAUGCAUGUUUUGGUGAUGAAUAUAUAAAUUCAAUUCAAUCUAUUGCUGCAUCUAUGACUUGUCUAGAAAAUCAUAAAAAUGCAUAUAAGCCAUCAUCAGAUGAUACAUAUGAUAGUGAUGCUAAUCAUUCUUAUAGUUUUAAUGUUGGUUCUGUACAUAUAAUUAGUUUUUCAACUGAAUCUUAUUGUUAUCUUGAUUAUGGUCUUAAGGCCGCCCCCCGGGGCGACCUUAAACAAAUUAUCAAUCAAUAUAAAUGGAUUGAAGAAGAUUUAAAAAAAACUAAUCUACCUGAAAAUCUUGCUAAACAACCAUGGACUAUUACCAUGACUCAUAAAAUAAUAUAUUUUUGUAAGUUUGGAUUUCAUGUAUAUAAUGGUACACGAGGUGUUUAUAUAGAUCCGAAUGCUCCGGUACAUAUUGUCAUCGAAUCAGUGGGUUGUACUGAACGUCAUGAUCCAUUUGGUGUUUCUGAACCGUGGAUAGCAUUUCAAAAUAAUGAUUAUGUUUAUACACGAAUGAAUGUAUAUAAUUCUACACGACCACAACAAGCUCGUCAACCAGACACAACUGAUGAACAAGCAGGAAUAAGUAAAGCUCAUGGAGACAAUAAAGAAGCUCUUCAACCAACUAUUCUUGCUGUUGCUAAAAAUUCUUAUUCAAAUCCAAUGUCUUCUUCAAAUAGUACUUCAUUUGGAUUGUCUUCUAAUGGUACUUCAUUCGAAUUGUCUUCUUCUUCUUCUUCUUCUCAGUCAUACGAUAUUGUUAUUGAUAAAACACCAUCAGUUGAAGCAAAUUCAAUUACUAUUAGUCCUGAAUUAAAACUCGACUUGUUAAAAACUAUUUUAGAAUAUCCAAGUAUUUGUUUUAUAAUAUCCCAGCUAACGAAAUCCAUUUCAAAACUCAAACAUAAUUAUCAAUUUUUGAAAUCACUUCUCAAUGAAUUAGUUACUAUGGGUAUUCUAAUUUGUUUGAACAAUGGAAUUCGAUCUGGAAAUAAUUUGACAUCUCUCUAUGUUAAAGUUUUACCAGAGGCACUUGAGGUCGACAAAGUUGAACAAUUUUACUCUAAAAAUUUGUGGAAACUUGGAAUGUCUUGGGCUCUAUAUCGUCGAAGCUGCAGAAAUUUAAUCUUAUCAUCAUCGUCGGCCGUAUUGAGUAAAAAAGCUAAAGAUAUUCUUAAUUGUUCGUCAUAUAAAAGUAUUGUUCGAGUACAAAACAUGUCAUCAACAUCAGGUCGAAGUUCAAGAGUAAUCAACAAAAAAAAAGAAGAAAAAGUCAAAAUGUCAUGCACGAAUACAAUCUUGAACUAUUUUCAUCGAACAAUUAAUAAUAUACAUGUUUUACCUCGAAAAAAUGAUGAAACAAUGACAAAAGAAGACGAUCCACAUGAUAGACAAAUCAAUAACAAUAGCAAUAAUCAAACAUUAAAAUCAAAGAUCACAUCACCAUUAUCAUCAGCUGCUGCAUCAUCAUCAUCACCUGUAGCACCACCAAUUACGUCGUUAUCUGGGACAAUAUCUGUUUCAACAGAAAAAAUAUCGAACCAUAAUGGUAGUGGUAUUCGCUGGCAAUGUAUUCAAAACGAAGAGGCAAAACGUAUUAUUUUACAAGAAUAUCACGAAUAUCUCUAUGAUCAAGAGUUAGUCAUGUUAAAUCAUAAAACAUGUGAAUAUUUGAUCAAACAUCUCACUGUAGAUCGAUCAUUAUCAUCGUCAUGUGAAAUAGUCAAUCUUUUCGACAAUUUCGGUGAGAUAAUCUUUGAUACUGCAGUUACAGUUCCCUACGGUAAGACAUUUGCUCGAUCUCAACCGGAUAUUUAUGUUUCACGUGGAACUUUUGAAGCGGUCAUUGAUACAAUGAUGCUUGAUAUACUGUUCAAAUCAUUUUUUCUUCGUUCAACUAUUCGUCAACGUAAUCAAUUUAUUGAAAGAUUUCUAGAUUUGAAAUCCAAGGAUGAUAUGAGUAAAAUUGUACUCGUCCGAAUAGAAUCAAUGGCAAAUCUCGAUGAUCAAUAA
Rotaria sp. Silwood1 is the source of this 2364-nucleotide messenger RNA. Lineage: Eukaryota; Metazoa; Rotifera; Eurotatoria; Philodinida; Philodinidae. The record is from the annotation of a GenBank genome assembly.